AUGGGUGAGACUGAGAUCAAGGAAGGUGACCAAGUUGCAUGGCAAUGGGGCGGUGGAAAGCCUGGUGGCGAGGCUUCUGAGAUCAAGGAGCACGGGGAGCUUUCUAUCACGACUAAGAAAGGCAAUGAAGUGAAGAAGAAUGCCGAUCCCAGCGAUCCCGCCGUCAAGGUCUCUCGCAGUGGCAACGACGUUGUGAAGCGCGCGCAUGAGCUUGAGAUCACGAAGAAGGGUGACGAGCACAAGGAGGACGGUGGCGAAAAGAAAGCCGAUGACAAGGAGACAGAGAAGGAGGAUGAUAAGGAGGCUAAGGAGAACGGCGAUGCUGAGACAGGCGACAAGCGUAAGGCUGACGACGAGGAGAAGAAAGAGGAGGAGACCAAGGCAGGUGCUAAGAAGCAGAAGACUGGCAAAGCUGCCAAGGAGAAUGGGGAGAAGGCAGAGCCGAAGAAGAAGGGCCGACCAGCCAAGGCUACCAAUGGCGACAAAGCCAAAGCUGAGCCCAAGAAGAAGCGUGAGCCGAAGAAGGCUGCUACUGCUGAUGGUGAGCCCCGACGCAGUGGCCGCAAUGCUUCCAAGUAG
Recurvomyces mirabilis is the source of this 579-nucleotide messenger RNA. RefSeq lists its product as uncharacterized. NCBI's taxonomy places the organism in Eukaryota, Fungi, Ascomycota, Dothideomycetes, Mycosphaerellales, Teratosphaeriaceae. The record is from RefSeq and is a predicted model, not a curated record. The transcript has 2 exons. Bases 1 to 579 code for a protein of 192 amino acids.